Molecule: messenger RNA, 1356 nt
Organism: Aplosporella prunicola CBS 121167
Lineage: Eukaryota; Fungi; Ascomycota; Dothideomycetes; Botryosphaeriales; Aplosporellaceae
Exons: 2
Coding region: 1-1356 (451 amino acids)
Biological process (GO): regulation of transcription by RNA polymerase II
Molecular function (GO): DNA-binding transcription activator activity, RNA polymerase II-specific; zinc ion binding
Source: RefSeq, a predicted model, not a curated record
AUGUCGGAGCCGCAAACCCAAGCCAAAAUGCGUAGGUCGCAUCGGAAGACGCGCACCGGCUGCUCCCAGUGCAAACAACGCCGCGUCAAGUGUGAUGAGCGGAAACCUUCGUGCUCCAACUGCACCAAGCGCUCCACCCAAUGCAGCCUCCAGUUCAACGUUCCCCAGCUGCCCUACUCUUACGCCAACCAACCCUUGAAGCCAGCGACGGCGACCGAAGCUAACGGCAGCCUCUCCACCUCCCAUUCCCCCUCCUCGGCAGCCACGUCUCCCUUCCAACACCAUGAAUCCCCGCAAACGCCGUCGCCGGCCCCAACCUUGUUUACCCUAGAGGACAUGCAACUGCUGCAUCACUUCAUCGUAUGCACCGCCGAGACCUUCACCGAGCACCUCGAGCACCACGACAUGUGGCGCAAAGCGGCGCCGUCAAUCGCCUUCGAGCACCCGCCUCUAAUGCACAGCCUGCUGGCCCUCUCGGCCAUCCACCGCGCGCACAUGGAGCCCUCGAAGCGCCAGCGCCAGCAAUACGUGAUGGUGGCGACGUCGCACCAAAACAUGGCCGUGGCCGCCUACCGCCCCACGCUGCUGGACAUCACGCGCGAAAACUGCCACAGCAUCUUCCUCUUCUCGGCCCUGCUCGUCUACUGGGCCCUCGCCAGCCAGCACGACCUCCAAGGCUCCGCCCCCCUCGAGCACGCCACGGCGCGCAUCAACUUCAGCGACGACGACCCCUCGGAGUGGAUCCGCUUGAUGCGGGGGUGCCCCUCCAUCCUCUUCACCAACGCCGGCCAGGUCUUCGAAUGGGUCGCCAACGGCCCGCUGCACCCGUUCUUCCACCCGCGCCUCGACGUCUCCGAGGACCUGCCCUUACCCCCCGAACUCGCGCCUAGAUUCCAGGCCUUGCGCGCCGCGCUCGUCGACCCGGGCCCCGCCGCCUCCGUCGCCACCACUGGCUCCGGCGCACCGGACCCGGACGCCGCCACCUGCGAGCGCGCCGCCUACGCCCACGCGCUGCACGAGCUGCAGCGCUACAGCGUGUUCCUGUGGCAGCAGACGCAGGCGUCGGCGCAGCCGCGCAUCGUGCUCGAGCGGCUCGACCAGAUCCGCAUGUCGUGGCCGGCAUCGGUCGACGACGAGUACGCCGAGUAUCUGCGCGCCAAGCGGCCGGGGGCGCUGGUGCUGCUGGCGCAGUACGCUGUGCUGGUCAAGCCGCUGAACAAGUUCUGGUGGGUGAGGGGCCUCGAUCGGGCGCUUGUGAGUGUGGUGUGGAGGCUGCUGCCGCUGGAGUGGAGGGGGUGGGUCGAGGAGCCCGCAAGGAUGGUGGGCGCUUGGCGGGAUGGGGGGGUUGUGGUUUAA